CCUCCUCCUCCUCCUCCUCCCGCUCCAACUCUCCGGAGUUUGUCAGCCGCCGCCGGCGCUAAGAAACCGUCUUUUCUCCGGAUUUAUCUCCUCCUUCGAAACCGAACCUCCACCGUCUCCGUGUUGGACUUUUACCGGACGCGACAUUCAUUCCCGGCAGCAGCUCACCGACCCGGACCGAGCCGGAGGAGGAACAGGGCGUCCCGUCGAAGCCACCAUGGAAGUUCCUGGUAUGCAGAGUUCUCAGAUCGAUCCAGAAGAGUUGUUCACCAAGUUGGAUCGGAUUGGAAAAGGUUCUUUUGGAGAGGUGUUUAAAGGCAUCGAUAAUCGCACCCAGAGCGUCGUGGCCAUAAAGACGAUCGACCUGGAAGAGGCCGAGGAUGAGAUCGAGGACAUCCAGCAGGAGAUCACGGUGCUCAGCCAGUGUGACAGUCCCUACAUCACCAAGUACUAUGGAUCCUACCUGAAGGGCAGCAAACUGUGGAUCAUCAUGGAGUAUCUUGGAGGAGGAUCAGCACUGGACUUGCUGCGAGCCGGUCCGUUCGACGAGUCUCAGAUCGCCACCAUGCUGAAGGAGAUCCUGAAGGGACUCGAUUAUCUGCACUCUGAGAAGAAGAUCCACCGAGACAUCAAAGCUGCCAACGUCCUGCUGUCGGAGCACGGUCAGGUCAAACUGGCCGACUUCGGAGUCGCCGGUCAGCUGACGGACACUCAGAUCAAGAGGGAAACCUUCGUGGGAACGCCGUUCUGGAUGGCGCCGGAGGUCAUCCAGCAGUCGGCCUACGACUCCAAGGCCGACAUUUGGUCUCUGGGCAUCACAGCCAUCGAACUCGCCAAAGGAGAACCUCCGAACUCCGACAUGCAUCCGAUGAGAGUCCUCUUCCACAUCCCCAAAUCUCCUCCUCCCACGCUGACCGGGGAUUUCUCCAAGAGCUUCAAGGAGUUCACCGAGGCCUGCCUCAACAAAGACCCCGCCUUUCGUCCGACAGCCAAAGAGCUCCUCAAACACAAGUUCAUCGUCAAACACUGCAAGAAGACGUCGUACCUGAGCGAGCUGAUCGACAGGUUCAGGAGGUGGAAGCAGGAAGGACACAGCGACAGCAGCUCCGACGACUCUGAAGGCGAGUCCAGCAACAAAGAGAACAGCGAGUCUCCAGAGUGGUCCUUCACCACCGUCAGGAAGAAGAAGCCGGACGGAAGGACCGCCCUCAACGGAGUGGGUCAGGAUCAGCUGAGUAAAUCUGCCAGUCUGACUACAGUCAUCUCUCCAGUCUUCACUGAGUUGAAACAGCAACACAAGGAGCACUCUGAGCAGCGAUUGGCCAUCGAGGAGUUGGAACGCAACAUCCGAUUGGCUGAAGAAGUGUGUCCAGGCAUCACGGACAGGAUGGUCAAACACAUCAUUGCCAGGUACCAGAAAUUUACAACAAACUGAAGGACGGUCAGUGGACAGACGAAGCAGAGACUGUGUCUCCGUACGGCUGCUGAACGACGGAAGGAGGAGAUUUGCUGUGCGAUGCCUCCUCGCUGUACACACAUCUCAACACACUACUAAUGUAAUAUAUACUCAAUAUUAUAUAGAAAUAUAUAUUCACUGCUGCUGGUUCAAGACCUUUUUCUUCAUCGGAACUUUUGAGAAAACAAUCUGAGUUGUGCUUUUUUAGGUUGUGAACUUCUCUCCCUUUCCUGUUUUAAUGAUUCUUUUUGAGCUUGAAUGUGUUGAACUAAAGCAGACCAACGUUCCAGACUGACCUCAGCCUGUCAGGACCAUUAUGUGCCUUAAUUCCUUUUGCUAUCAGUGAUUUUCUACCAGAAGGCGUUGCUGUUUUUCAUAGAGAUUUUUGUGGGAGAAGCGUAAAUCCAGAGGAGGUUCUCGUCCAUCAGCAGUGGUUUGUUUUGAGUCUGUAGAUGUUCUAUGUUUGUUCAGUAGCACUUGAGAUGGAUUAUAUGCCAAUAUUACAGUUGUUGUCUUCAGUAAUGCCUUUAGAUUUCAGUUCCCUGUUUGCAGAAUUCAGUCAACAUCAGCUUUACCCCUCAACGUCAUGAGAGAAGGGGUUGAACUUUGUAAUUCUGACUUUGUAGCCGUGGAGAUUCCUUAUCUUUCCUCAGAUACGUGCAGCAACCUUCAACAUUCAACUAAAAAUAAUUUAAAAAAAAUAAAUUGUACAAACCUAAGAAUUACUGAAACUAUUUCAUGUCCAGUGACAACUAAUUAACUUUAAGGAAAACACCAGUAAUUGCCAUCAUUUCUAGAAGCUAACAGACCUUAGCUGGGCUAGGCAGCUACUAGCUUUCUAACCAGUGUGCUAGCUAGCUAUCGUCGUAGCCACCCAAUGUCAUUAGCAAAGUUUAAGGUUGCAAGUAAGGAAAACAUGUACAAUAUUUGUUAUUACUUGAAUUAUUCAAACAGAAAACUUUCUGAGAUAAAGUCCCCAGACCAUACCUAGGCUAGCCAGCUGUUAGCUUGCUAACCAGUGAGCUAGUUAGCUAUUGUUGGAUUCACCCAAAGUAAUAAGUAAAAUUUACAUUUGCAUUUUUUAACAAAUUUACAAUCCUUGAUAACAAAAUGACACUCUGCAGCACCUUAGCUUAGCAUAAAGACUGGACACUUGUCAGGCUAUUUAGCUAUUAGCUUGCUAGCUAGAAAACAAGCUUACUAUUGCUGUUGCUACCCAAAGAAAAUUAUAAGUGGAAGUUCGCAAAUUAGGACUAAUUUACAAUCUUCAUUAUUAAAUUACACUCAGCAGCAUGUUAGCGUAGCUUAGCAUGCCGACUGGAAGCAGCGUCUUCAGGGUCGUUGCAGGUUUAAAAUGUAAUAAUCAAAAAUUCCAGAUUAGUAGGACCAGUAUAAUAUUAUGACAACAAACUUUCACGUUUCCUGGACUAAAGUACCUCAACCGUACCUGUGCUAGCCAGCUAGUAGCUUGCUAACCAGUAAGCUAACUAGCUAUUGUUAUAGCCUAAACCAAAAAUGGGAGAAAUCUUGACUUUGGUUUUGGUCUUCUAAUUAUUUUACUGUUGGCGAGGAUUUCUGGGAUUUUCUGCUCCAGUUUGGGGGUAUAUUAAGAUCUCACUGAUGGAAAGAGCUGCGAGUAAAACUCAAACGUCUUUUUCAAAACACGUCAAGUUUGGGAACACAUUAAGAACUGCUUCAGAAAUUUCUUAACGUGAUGCUUGAUGUGUUCGGACAGUGGUUUUUAUGACCCAGAUGAGGGAGCUGUAAUCAGAGGUAUUACUGACAGUUUGUACCAAAGACACUAUAAAACUUGGUCACUGUAUAGUUUUGUCUUUUUAUAUAUCAUAAGGGAUACGACAACGCUUGUUGAGGGGGGAAAUGUAAAAAUUAAAGAUGUAAGAUUUUACAGUAACAUACUCUUUUUGUAGCGGGACUUAGAGUUUUAUGAAUAAAUAUUUAAGUUUGA
Messenger RNA from Amphiprion ocellaris (clown anemonefish), 3422 nucleotides. RefSeq names its product serine/threonine protein kinase 26 (gene stk26). Gene Ontology annotation, biological process: protein phosphorylation. The transcript has 12 exons. Gene Ontology annotation, molecular function: ATP binding; protein kinase activity. The coding region runs from base 218 to 1435 and encodes 405 amino acids. Lineage: Eukaryota; Metazoa; Chordata; Actinopteri; Pomacentridae. The record is from RefSeq and is a predicted model, not a curated record.